Messenger RNA from Parnassius mnemosyne (clouded apollo), 2232 nucleotides. Lineage: Eukaryota; Metazoa; Arthropoda; Insecta; Lepidoptera; Papilionidae. The record is from the annotation of a GenBank genome assembly.
AUGGGCUGCUGUGGAGAUUGCUGCGUGCCACCAAAAGAAUCUAGGGAGCCAAUUCGGUAUGAUCCGGAGUUCAGUGGUCCUACACGUAACCGUUCCUGCACCGACAUCAUAUGGCUGAUUUUUUUCAUUCUGUUCCUGGGAGUAUGGGGUUAUAUCGGAUAUUACAGUAUAACAAGAGGCAACGUGGAGACACUCUUAGCUCCGAUCGAUUCGAGAGGACACCGCUGCGGGUUGGAUUCUGGCCUCGAGGAUAAAAAAUAUUUGAUGUUUUUCGACCUCACACGAUGUUUGUCACCAGGGACUCCUAUUACUGGUUGCCCAACUCAGCAAGUCUGCGUCAACAAGUGCCCGGACCAAACAAUCAUGUUUCAGACAAAAAUAAGUGACGCGUCAAGCUUUGAGCAAGUAAGAUCGAGCAUGGUCUGUACCGAGGGUGUGAAUGUGCAAACCAUGACGUAUACUCAAGCUUUACAAAACAUUAAAGAUGGAAAAUGCGCCAGUUAUGUAUUAAAAAGUCAACCAGUGUUGUUCCGCUGCAUUGGCGACCUGUCCACAAUGCAAUGCAAGGACAUAAAGCCGGUGUCGAAGUGGACUAACGAAGCAAACGCAGAGCAGACCUGCGUUCGGAACCCAAAAGAGGCACAGCAGUCAUUGUUGAACAGCGCGACGGCUCUGGACUCGUACGUGGGUUGGAUAGCCGCUAGCUGGGUUACUUUCUUCACAAGGAACGAGCGGGAGACACACGUUCUAUCAUCACAAAUAGUGCAAGACUUGGUGCAGUCUCGAUGGUAUAUGGCGGGGGCAGUGGUGGCCGUGGUCAUAAUUUGCUUCAUAUACAUCCUGCUACUGCGCUGGCUUGUUGCGCCUGUCGUUUGGAUUUCCAUCGCUGGACUACAUGUCCUGUUAGGAUUUUCUAUUUACUUAUGCUACAAGAAUUAUAUAUAUUAUCGCAACAAUCCAGUAACUCUCAUCCAGACAUCAAAUUUGAAGGGCUACGCGCAAUCCAUAUUCACUAAACAGGAAACCUGGAUGACCAUGCUCGUUGUGUUGGCUAUUGUAUUAACGAUACUUCUCAUAAUAAUAAUAUUUCUGAGAAAACGAAUUACAAUAGCUAUAGCGCUGAUAAGAGAAGGAAGCAAAGCAGUUACUGCCAUCAAAUCAACGAUACUUUUUCCAAUAUUCCCAUGGCUAUUCCAGUGCGCGGUGAUUGCAUACGGAAUUUUGGUGCUUAUGUACUUACUGUCUAUAGGAGAUUCGGCAUUUAGAGUUGUUAACCUAAAAAAUGACACCAGCUGUGAUUGUGGCGGCGUUUACACAGAGGAUUACGUCAGUUGCGAACCGUCAACUUUCACACUCAAGUGUCGUGAUACGAGUCCGGGGGCAAGCUACCAACAGCCCUGCCAGCUUGCUUCCUGCCAUUUUACUGGAAUCGAAAAUCCGAAGAGUGUCAUUUAUAUGCAUCUUGGUAACCUCUUGGGUUUCUUCUGGACGAUGUUCUUCAUUAGUGGAGUAGCAGACAUGAUGCUGGCUAGUACCUUUUCGACGUGGUACUGGACCGCUCACAAGAGAGACUUGCCUUUUUUUACGCUCACCUCUGGCAUCUACAGGACAUUGCGCUACCACCUAGGAACUGUAGCUUUGGGAGCAUUAAUCAUUGCUAUCGUCAGAGUUAUUCGAGUCAUUCUGGAGUACAUUGACCACAAAAUAAAAAAGUUUGACAACUCAUUUACGCGCUGCAUUUUGUGCUGCUGUAAAUGUUUCUUCUGGUGCCUGGAGAACUUUCUCAAGUUCAUCAACAAGAACGCUUAUAUUAUGUGCGCGGUUCACGGAAAGAAUUUCUGCACUAGCGCAAGGGAUGCCUUUUCCCUACUUAUGAGAAACAUCAUGCGGGUUAUUGUACUUGACAAGGUGACGGAUUUCAUCUUCUUCCUGUCAAAAUUAUUGAUUUCCAUUGGUGUGGGCUUCGCAGUGUACUAUCUUCUACAGUGGAAUUAUGUGUAUGAAGUUACUCAAGGAGAACGAUUACAUUAUAGUUACAUUCCAGCCAUAAUACUCAGCAUAGCCACCUAUCUUAUAUGCACAAUAUUCUUCAACGUAUACUCUAUGGCUGUAGAUACGUUAUUCCUUUGCUUUUUGGAAGACUGUGAAAGAAACGAUGGAUCCGCAGAGAAACCUUAUGUCAUGUCUAAAAAUCUUAUGAAGAUACUUGGAAAAAGAAAUAAGAAAGUUUAA